Molecule: messenger RNA, 2692 nt
Organism: Carlito syrichta (Philippine tarsier)
Lineage: Eukaryota; Metazoa; Chordata; Mammalia; Primates; Tarsiidae
Gene: SLC4A1
Product: solute carrier family 4 member 1 (Diego blood group)
Exons: 19
Coding region: 113-2692 (859 amino acids)
Biological process (GO): regulation of intracellular pH; monoatomic anion transport; transmembrane transport
Cellular component (GO): basolateral plasma membrane; plasma membrane
Molecular function (GO): monoatomic anion transmembrane transporter activity; bicarbonate transmembrane transporter activity; solute:inorganic anion antiporter activity
Source: RefSeq, a predicted model, not a curated record
GCGGCUGCAGGACUUCGCCGAGGGAUCCCAAGGCUCGUGAGCAGGGACCCGCAGCGCGGGUUAUGCUGGGGGCUCGGAUCGCCGUGGCAAGUUGGACACUCAGGACAGCGCCAUGGGGGACUUGCAGGAGGAUUACGAGGAGGUGCUGGAGGAAAUUCUGGAGCAGGAGGAGUAUGAAGACCCGGGCAUUCCCGUGUCCCAGGUGGAAGAGCCCACUGCUCACCCUGAGGAACCGACAGCCACAGACUACCAUACCACCUUGCACCCAGGCACCCACGAGGUCUAUGUGGAGCUGCAGGAGCUGGUGAUGGACACGACGAACCAGGAGCUGCGGUGGAUGGAGGCGGCGCGCUGGGUGCGGCUGGAGGAGAACCUGGGGGAGAAUGGGGCCUGGGGCCGCCCGCACCUGUCUUACCUCACCUUCUGGAGCCUCCUGGAGCUGCAGAGAGUCUUCGCCAAGGGCACUGUCCUCCUGGACCUGCCGGAGACCUCCCUGGCUGGAGUGGCCAACCAACUGCUGGACAGAUUCAUCUUCGAGGAGCAGAUUCGGCCUCAGGACCGAGAGGAGCUGCUCCGGGCCCUGCUGCUCAAACACAGUCAUGCUGGAGACCUUGAGGCCCUGGGGGGUGUGAAGCCCACAGUCCUGACACGCUCUGGGGACCCUUCACAACCUCUGCUCCCCCAGCACCCCUCCCUGGAGACUCGGCUCUUCUGUGAGCAGGGAGAGGGGGCCGCAGAAGGGCGCACACCAUCUGGAAUUCUGGAAAAGAUUCCCCCGGAUUCAGAAGCCACCCUGGUGCUCGUGGGCCGCGCUGCCUUCCUGGAGCAUCCGGUGCUGGGCUUCGUUCGGCUGCAGGAGGCCACAGAGCUGGAGGCCAUGGAGCUGCCCAUCCCCGUGCGCUUCCUCUUUGUCCUGCUGGGACCCGAGGCUCCCCACACCGACUAUACCCAGCUUGGCCGGGCUGCCGCCACCCUCAUGUCAGAGAGGGUGUUCCGCACGGAUGCCUACCUGGCCCAGAGCCGGGGGGAGCUGGUGCGCUCCCUGGAGGGCUUCCUGGACUGCAGCCUGGUGCUGCCCCCGACGGACGUCCCCUCGGAGCAGGCCCUGCUUAACCUCGUGCCCGUGCAGAGAGAACUGCUUCGGAAGCGCUACCUGCCCAGCCCCGCCAAGCCAGACCCCGGCUUCUACAAGGGCCUAGACUUGAAUGGCGGCCCAGGAGCCCCUGGGGGCCCAGACGACCCUCUGCAGCGGACAGGCCGGCUCUUUGGGGGCCUGGCGCGUGACAUCCGGCGCCGCUACCCGCACUAUCUGAGUGACAUCACAGACGCCCUCAGCCCCCAGGUCCUGGCUGCUGUCAUCUUCAUCUACUUUGCCGCCCUGUCACCCGCCAUCACCUUUGGCGGCCUCCUGGGAGAAAAGACCCGGAACCAGAUGGGCGUGUCGGAGCUCCUCAUCUCCACUGCCGUGCAGGGGGUCCUCUUCGCCCUGCUGGGGGCACAGCCCCUGCUGGUGGUGGGCUUCUCCGGACCCCUACUGGUGUUUGAGGAAGCCUUCUACUCGUUCUGCGAGAGCAACAAACUGGAGUACAUUGUGGGCCGCGCCUGGAUCGGCUUCUGGCUCAUCCUGCUGGUGGUGCUGGUGGUGGCCUUCGAGGGCAGCUUCCUGGUUCGCUUCAUCUCCCGUUACACCCAGGAGAUCUUCUCCUUCCUCAUCUCCCUCAUCUUCAUCUACGAGACCUUCUCCAAGCUGGUCAAGAUCUUCCAGGAUCACCCACUGCAGAGGGAUUAUGACUACAACGUGUCGCUGGUGCCCAAACCUCGGGGCCCCCUGCCCAACACAGCCUUGCUCUCCCUUGUGCUCAUGGCCGGCACCUUCUUCUUUGCCAUGAUGCUGCGCAAAUUCAAAAACAGCUCCUACUUCCCCGGCAAGCUGCGUCGGGUCAUCGGGGACUUUGGGGUCCCCAUCUCCAUCCUGAUCAUGGUCCUGGUGGAUUCCUUCAUCAAGGACACCUACACCCAGAAACUGUCGGUGCCCGACGGCCUCAAGGUGUCCAACUCCUCCGCACGGGGCUGGGUCAUCCACCCGCUGGGCUUGUUCUCUCCCUUCCCCAUCUGGAUGAUGUUUGGCUCUGCCUUGCCUGCGCUGCUGGUCUUCAUCCUCAUAUUCCUGGAGUCUCAGAUCACCACGCUGAUCGUCAGCAAGCCCGAGCGCAAGAUGGUCAAGGGCUCCGGCUUCCACCUGGACCUGCUGCUGGUGGUGGGCAUGGGCGGGGUGGCUGCCCUCUUCGGGAUGCCCUGGCUCAGCGCCACCACAGUGCGCUCCGUCACACAUGCCAACGCCCUCACCGUCAUGGGCAAGGCCAGCACUCCAGGGGCAGCAGCCCAGAUCCAGGAGGUCAAGGAGCAGCGGAUCAGUGGGCUCUUGGUCUCUGUGCUCGUGGGUCUGUCCAUCCUCAUGGAGCCCAUCCUGUCCCGCAUCCCACUGGCCGUGCUGUUCGGCAUCUUCCUCUACAUGGGCGUCACGUCGCUCAGCGGCAUCCAGCUCUUCGACCGCAUCCUGCUGCUGCUCAAGCCGCCCAAGUACCACCCGGACGUGCCCUACGUCAAGAGGCUGGAUGCUGAUGAUGCCAAGGCGACCUUCGACAAGGAGGAAGGCCGGGAUGAGUAUGAUGAAGUGCCCAUGCCCGUGUGA